Messenger RNA from Prunus armeniaca (apricot), 1572 nucleotides. Lineage: Eukaryota; Viridiplantae; Streptophyta; Magnoliopsida; Rosales; Rosaceae. The record is from the annotation of a GenBank genome assembly.
AUGAAUGGAAUUCUCCUUCAAGCCUCUUUCAGUUUCAGGAAGAAACUUUCUCAAUAUAUCUUACAGACACAUUCAUCACACUCUAAGCCCUUCUUCUCUUCUCCCAACCUCACGCGAACAUCGCAGGAAACCAAGAAGCUACACAACGCUCUUAGAGUUCUCGACCUCAUCACCCCAAAGCCAGCCCUCACUGCGCGUCACCGCCAAGGCCAUCUUCGGCUCAUUCAGGACUUUCUACAGUCAGAUUCCGAACACUUUAGCAAUGCCUCUGCUUUCUCUGAUUCAAAUUCGCCAAUAAAAAUCUCAACUUUGUUGGAUGAACUGUUUGAUUUUAGCUCUGUUGAUUCUCCAUCAUGCGCAGAAAGGUUUCCGAUUGAUGCAAGCGUUUUGUCACAUGCCAUAAGCUCAUGUGGGUCUUCUCGUAAUCUCCAUGGUGGGAUUCCGUAUCACUGUGCAGCAAUAAGAAGUGGGCUUGUGGCCAAUGUUUAUAUUGGAAGCUCUUUGGUGAGCUUUUAUGGUAGAUGCAACGAGUUACAGAAUGCCUAUCGGGUUUUUGAGGAAAUGCCUGUGAGAAAUGUGGUGUCAUGGACAGCCAUUAUUUCAGGGUUUGCACAAGAGUGGCAGGUUGAUGCGUGCUUGCAGCUUUUCAGUGAGAUGAGACAUUCUUCAAAACCCAAUGAUUUUACGUAUGCAAGUAUUCUGAGUGCUUGCACAGGCAGUGGAGCUCUUGGGCAUGGAAGAAGUGCUCAUUGCCAAACCAUUCGGAUGGGCUUCGAUUUGUACAUUCACAUUGCUAAUGCUCUUAUCUCAAUGUACUGCAAAUGUGGGGAUGUUAAAGAUGCGCUUUACAUAUUCAAAAAUUUGGAUGGCAAAGAUAAUGUAUCUUGGAACUCCAUGAUUGCAGGGUAUGCACAGCAUGGCCUUGCGUCACAGGCUAUUGAUCUUUUUGAAGAAAUGAAGCAGCAAUGUGUAGAACCUGAUGCCAUUACUUUACUAGGCGUGCUCUCUUCAUGUCGUCAUGCUGGUCUCGUUCAAGAAGGCCGGCGUUACUUCAAUUCAAUGAUCAAAGAACAUGGUAUUCAGCCAGAACUAGAUCAUUAUUCAUGUGUUGUUGAUCUUCUUGGCCGGGCUGGUUUAUUGGAAGAGGCUCAAUGUUUCAUUGAAAAGAUGCCUAUUCGUCCCAAUGCCAUUAUCUGGGGCUCACUGCUUUCUUCCUGUAGGGUUCAUGGGAGUGUGUGGAUCGGCAUUGAGGCUUCAAAGAGCAGGCUAUUGCUGGAGCCAGAGUGCGCUUCUACCCAUGUACAAUUAGCAAACCUGUAUGCUAGUGUGGGAUGUUGGGAUGAUGCAGCAAGAGUUCGGAAGUUGAUGAAAGACAAAGGGAUUAAAACAAGUCCUGGGUUUAGCUGGAUUGAGAUUAGUAAUGAAGUUCACAGGUUUAGAGCAGAAGACUGUUCAAACCCCAAAAUGAUUGAAAUUAUUGCUGUCUUGGAUAGUUUGGUAGACCACAAUAAGACUUUACGCUAUGAGCCUGAAAUGCAAGAGGAAGAGGUUGAUGAUGCUUUAUAUAUAUAA